AUGACCAUGUGUUCGUUUGCCAGAGGUCAUUUCAAAGCUAUGUUAGAAGUGUGUGUUAAGUGUGUGAGUAUGUGCGUUUGUUUUUCUCUCGGCGUCUCUGCCAGGCUCCGGAAGAGCAGGGUCUAGCUGGAGAUGGUCAGUGUGGGUGUGGCCUUACAGUAAAUUGCAGUGUUAGGAGGAGGGGCGUAGGAGAGAAGGGGAGGGUUUGACAGCAGGGUUCCACAACAAGCCGUGGUAUUUGAGCUCGGUGCUGUAGCAUUCUGCAUCCGCUGGCUGGCCAACGUCCCGGCACAGAUUCGCCUGGAGAGAGUGGGGGGAGGAAAUGAGCGAGGGAGCUUCUGAAAGGUUGAACAUUCUAUAUUGAUGUGUAGAAGAAAGACAGGGCUUGUUGGAGAAAAGACAGGAGGAGUUUGGAGAAAAGUGCAAGUACAAGGAUUCACUCUGCUUCCCAAGUGUCUACGGUCAUUGGGCUUUUUUUAGGGUGUUAUUUUUACCACCAGGACUGCGUACCUACACCUCGGCCCAGAGGCUUGCAGCUGCUAGUACGCUAGUGUGUUAGGUUUUUUGUUUCUUUGUGUGGACAUGGCCAUGGCCGAGACGAACAUCAAAUUGGGUCGCGUGGCUCUUAGCGAAAUCUCUGACGACGACGACGAGGUCGUUUUGGUCACAGCGGCGGCCAAACCUUCAGUAACUACUCCGGCCUCCAACCACAAACAUAUAGACGACGAUAAGGAUGAUGACGAAGACGAUGAACUGUCCAGAGAAGUGGAUCUGAAGCUGGGACUGGACAACAGUGACUCCCAGAAAUCAGAGGCUCAAGCGACAGGCAUGAUGGUCCUAUCUCUCUUGGACAAGAUCAUCGGCAUUGUGGAUCAGAUCCAGCAGACGCAGAACGGCCUGGAGUCCCGGCAGGAGAGCAUGGAGAAGAACAUGACCAGCAUCCAGAGCGAGCUGAGCAAGCUAGCCAAGAGCCAGGGCGGCACAGCCGGCACGAUCACCAAGCUCCUGGAGAAGGUGCGCAAGGUCAACGUCAACGUGAAGAGCGUACGGACCGACCUGGAGAGGCAGGCGGGUCAGAUUAAGAAGCUGGAGAACAACGAGCAGGAGCUGCUCAAGAGGAAGAAUUUCAAAGUGCUCAUCUUCCAGGAUAAAGAAAAGGCAGUGAAGACCACUAAGAAGCCCGAGGCGGCAGCAAGCGAGGAGGGUGAACACGUGCUGAGCGAGGGAGAAGAACCAAAAGGCACGGAUGAAGUGGUCGAGAUCGAGGAAACCGUGGAGGAAUCGCGGGUGGCGCGCAUCAAGCGCAGCGGCCUGCAGCGUGUGGACGAAAUCAAGAAGGCCUUCAGCAAGGAACAGAUGGAAAAGACCAAGAAGCGAACCAAAGAGAACCUAGAGAAAACCCGUCAGAGAACCAAGGAGAACCUGGAGAAGACGCGCGUGAGGACCCGCGAGAACUUCCAGAAGACCAAGCUGAGCCUCGGGAAGAAGAUGGGCAAGAUAGGAACGAAGAUCAGACCCAACAAGGAACGCAAAGAGAAGAUUCGCAUGUCUCGUGAAAAGAUGAAGAAGUCGCUCAAAUCCGACAACAAGGUCUACGCCCGCUCGAAGAUCACCUCUUAUCGAGUGCCGCCAUUCACCUUCUACGUCAAGAAGAUCCGCGAGGGUGAGGAGGAGCCGGAGCCUGAAGCCGAGCCUGACGACGAAGCUGAAGAGCAGCAAGUAGAGGACAAGGAGGACAUAGAGGUGAAGGACGCCGAGCUGGUGAAUCUGAGCAGCCCUGAAGAGGUUCUCCUCGAGGCAGCUGGACAUUCGCAACUCGUAAUCCAGGAUUCGGUGCAGCCACGGGAGAAAGCAAGUCAGUGAAGCCAACGCAGGAGCCCCUCGUCUGGAAAACGAAUUAACCAUGUGAGGAAGUCUGGAGCUGGAAAUGAAGGCUACGUGAAUGUAUACACAGAUGAGACAGCGACGAGUAAAAAUGAACGGAUGAUGACAAGGCACAAAAGCAUGUUGGAUUGAGGAACAAACUCAUUUACGUUAAGCUUUUUAUUAUUAUUAUUAUUAUUAUUAUUAUUAUUAUUAUUUUUAAUAUCACCUCCAGGCAGUUGUUUCUAAUUGCAAUCUCCACACGUUCGAGUUUUAAUACCCUUGAUUCAACUCACGAGAGGUGAUAAUUAGCUGGUGACUUGUAGCAAGCGUACCACGGUGCUUUCACAUCUUUCCUUUUUAGCCUGGUAGUCCGUGUAAGAGCGAAAUUGACACUUUCGCUUCAGUUAACGGUUUGAUUUCACACUGCACAUAAUUAAAGAACCCAAAAGCAAAAAAAAAAGAAAGGGGGGGUAGGAUUGAAGACCUAUUUGUAAAAUGUCUUUAUUUAUUGGUCGGAAAUACAACGAUGGUAAAACAAACCUUUGUCAAGUUCCUGUAGAAGGCGGAGCCAGCGCUAAAUAAAUGAUUAGAUAAUUAUAUAAUAUAAAUUAGUUAUUCAGUGGGGGUUUUUGUUGUUGUUUUUUUUGCAGCACACGUUACAUUACGGCAUUUAGCAGACGCCCUUAUCCAAGGCAACUUAAAAUUAUCUCAUUUAUACAACCGAGCAGUUGAGGGUUAAGGGCCUUGCUCAUGGGCCCAACAGUGGUAGCUUGUCAGUGCUGGGAUUUAAACCCACAACCUUCUGAUCAGCCGUCCACCAUCUUAACCGCUGCGCUACCCUCCCGUUUCCUGUGCAACAAACAACCUCACAUUUUCACAGCUCUACAGCUUCACCAUUUGGCUCAGCUUGUGCCUUGUGGCUCAGUUUAGCCGCUACAACAUAAAAUACACAGCUUUCAGAGUCAAAUCGGAAUUCACGAGUUCACUCGGACACUCUCUGACCGGUUAUUUCGGUCCAAUCCGAGUGCUCAUGCUAUGCUCUUACCUACACAAACAAAACGCACCGAUGCUUCGAUCCAACUGGUUCGGACGCUACAUACGUGAAAGCACCCUACGAGUCUCGCGUCCUUAAAGACUGCAGUUAGAAACGGCUGCCCAGGACGGUUGUAAUUUCAGACUUUGACAAGCAUUCGCAAGAGGUUGACAUGGACGUCAGGCUUGAGAAUCGAUUUGGGCAUGGAUAUAUCAUAAUUCUGCUUGUAUUCGCGAACUAAACUGACUAAUGUGAUCUUUAGCCAACAUAAAUAAGCUAAGAAAAGAGUAUUUUAAUCCUAGCUGCGUUCCAGAUUAACCAUAACCCUAAUGCCUGUCGUUUGGUUAGUGAAAGUAAGUUAACGUAUCGUUUUCUGUCGUGCAGGUUAACACUCUCGAGUUUAAUCCCACCGGAAGAGUAGAGUUAGAAAGGGAAUUUUUAAAUCCUAGAAUGAAAAUGGCAAAAGAAGAAUGAAAGAAUACAGAUGAAUAACUAAGUCUAUUACUUCUUAAAAUGUUUUGUUGUUGUUGUUUUUUUUUGUUUGUUUUUUUUUUUGGACAGCCAAUGGGCCUCAUUCAUCAAAGUUGCGCGUCCCACGAACACGAUCCGACAAAAUGAAGCACAUUCCAAGUCUGAUUCAUGAUCUGUUUGUUUUUAGCCACGUGGAAAUCUUCAUGAAUUGCACUUGAUCGUUAAUUGCAUGUGUGUUCCAGUCAUUUGUUAGCAUAAUUAAUCUCCCAUAAUGUGUGUGUGUGUGUGUGUGGGUGUGGAAUUAACACACCAGAACAUGAUGCCACUCAAAGAUAGGGGAAAAAAAAACCCCAACAAAUUAAAUACGAAAAUACAUCUACACGAUUUCCCAUUUACCCCGAAUACCAAGACGUGUUUGAUGCCUCUUCAGAUUUCCAUUAAAGCGACAAUGCUAACGUUAAGAAGUAAGGAAAGCUUGUAGCUAGCACUUUAGGGCAGUCCACACUCUUGGCCAAAAUACAUUUGGCUGACUUACUUCUUAGUGAAAUUAACCUCAUAGAUCAAGUGGAAAAACUAAAGGAGCAAGCUUUGGACACCAAACACGUCUUGGAUGAUCGACUACAUUUAGGAGACAUGUGCGAUACAUCCUUUAAGUAAAUGUUUAUUUAAGCAGCCAAGUGGAGUCACAGGCACAAGCAAAACAAGACCAUGGGGGAAGGGUGUGUGUGUGUGUGUGUGUGUAUGUGUCACCCAGCCACUCAUAAUUCAAUUCAAUUCGAUUUUAUUUGUAUAGCGCUUUUAACAACGAACAUUGUCUCAAAGCAGCUUUACAGAAACAUAUAAACACAGGAUAGAGAUUUUAAGUGUGUGAAUUUAUCCCUAUUGAGCGAGCCGGUGGUGACGGUGGCGAGGAAAAAUUCCCUGAGAUGAUAUGAGGAAGAAACCUUGAGAGGAACCAGACUCAGAAGGGAACCCGUCCUCAUCUGGGUAACACCGGAUAGUGUGAAAGUAAAGUGAAGUUCGUUAUGGUUUUUAUAUGAAGUCUGUUUGUUGAACUAAUCCACUGUUCACUAAAGGAGACCUGAGUGCAAAAUUGUAUGUAGGAAUUGCAGUCCCAAGACCAUCGCAGCAACCGUAGUUCCAGCAACCACAGCGAGAAUGUCCACGUGGAAUUGAUGUACAAAAGCAUUUCCAUGGUACUUCAAGCGGUACCAUCAUCUGCAAUCUCCAGGCUGUACUGCUUGGGGUCGUCCUCAGUAGCAGAAUGAAGUCUCCAGUUGAUGAGAGCUCCAUCCAGAUGUAGGGCAUCAGGAUGGAUCAGGCAGGUCCGGAGAGCAGAAAGGGUCAGGAUCAUGUGUAUCUCAACAGAAGGAUAGACGGAGGUAAAUAGAGGGAGGGAUUGUUAGGUAUGCUUAAAUCUCUAAUGUUUAUAUGUUUUAUAUUAACGGUCUCUAACCUGACAUUAUUUAACACAUUAAUUAACACAAACCGUAUCCUUACACAAUACAUUACAUAAACAACAAUACAUAACUAACACUUACAUUAAAUGAUGUUGGGGUUUUUUUUCAAUAAUGAACCAACUAAGAUGAUUACUCAACAGUGCAUAUCGUCCCUGAGUAAAAUCGGGACUACAAUCAGCAUCAUGAACAUAUUAAUGAAGCAAGUUUUGUGCCUGGAGACCAAAGAUCAAGUUCUCAACAUUUAGGAAGAUGAUGCGAUUUAUGUGGACACCUGACCAUCACACCCAUAUGUGGUCUUCCCCCAAAACAUGAACCACACAAUUGUAUAGAAUGUCUCUGUAUGCUGUAGUAUUACAAUUUCAAGUGCAUGAAGACAUGGUUUGGCAAAAAAAAAAAAAAAACAACCUCAAGUGUCCCGCACAGAGCCCUGAACUCAACCCGAUUGCACACCUUUGGGAUGAACUGGAACGCUGACUACCCCAGGCUUCCUCAUCCAUCAGUACCUGACCUGACUAUUGUUCUUGUAGCUGAAUGAACACAGAUCCCCACAGCCUCGCUCCAGAAUCUAGUGGAAAGCCUUCCCGAAAGAGUGAAGGUUAUUAUUACAGCAAGGAGGGGGAGGGGGGACUAUACCUGGAAAGGGAUGUUCAACAAACGCACUUUUGACCAUAUCGUGUGUGUUAACUUAUUGUGAAAUUGUUAACAUGCCAACAUUUACGGUUUAGCUAUAGCAUUUACGGUUUUGACUUUAGCAAUUGCUCUAGCAAUAUACAGCUAAACGCAGCAGUCAGGCCAAACGGCAAUAAAAAAAAACAUCACCCUGUGGAAAAACCAAUUCACUGAAGGGGAAAGGGACGGAAAGUAGUCCACAUCGCUCAAUUUGUUUUGCAACAACUUUUAACUGUAAAUUCGCAAAGCCUAAGAUUUGUGAACCAAUCGAAAACGAGGGCAGGACUGCUGUCGGUAGAAUGAUCUGGUUGUUGUUGUUUAUGCUGUUAGCAUGGAACCACCAACCUGUGGUGUUUUUUAUUUGGGGUUUUGUGGUAAAAUUCUGGGGUUUUUUUUUUUUUUUUUUUUUUUUUUUUUUUUUGCAUGCUAGGAUUUUUCUUGCUAGUCUUUCUCGCAUGUUAGUAGCUCUGCUACGGGUUUAUUAACACUGAAGUUCAUGGUGUAUUAAUGUUAACUAAUGCGGUAAAUAAUGUUAAUUAAGGGAACCUUAAUGUACAGUGUUACAAAAUUAAGGUCAAAAUCCAGGUGCAUGGUUGAUAAAUGAGGCCCACUGACAUGAAACUGACACCUUCAGUGCUUAAACAGAUGCCGGAGUUGUGGGGUGUCGAUGUACAUUCGGCUAGUUUUUUUUUUCAGCGAGAGCCGCUUUAAUUCGUGGCUUUGGGAAACAUCGGAAGCAUGCUUAGUGCUGCAGUGUUUAUCCUGUACAUAAUAUAACCAAGCUUGUCAUGAUUUCUGUACAUAUGAUACAUAAGCACAGAUUCAGUAUUAAUGUAGGAACUUUUCUUACCAUGAUAUAUUCAAAGAUUUACUCUGAUAGAAUGUCUCUGUCCUGCUUCAGAUCUGAAAGAAGGAAUGCAUAUUUUUAACAAAUUGUAUAUGUGCAAGAGCGUAUACAGUAUGAACCAUUUUUAUAUGCAUGACAGCAAUUACAGUAUAUACUGUUAUAUUUGUUAUUCAUAACUAUAAAUGGCACCGUGCGCACGUGUUAUAACAGCUUGAUAGCUUGAUAUUUUGCAGGUCUUUCUUUCUUUUUUUCUUUUUUUUUCUUUUCUGCUAAAGGGAGAAACCGGGACACAACUGACUGAAGUUUGGCCUCAAACUAUUGGUCAGGUUUUUGUUUAUUUCCUGUCUGUCUGCCAUGAGGAUUGUUACGGUAAAAGCUCCAACUCUAAUCAGCUCCAAGUUCACUCUGUUUUUAUCCAUGGCUUCUAGAUGUUUGGGGGGGGUUUUUUUGUUUGUUUGUUUGUUUGUUUGUUGUUGUUUUUUUUGCUGGAAGAUGUGUAAGAUGCUUUGCAUAAGGAAAUAUAUAUAUAUUUUUUGCUGAGGUGAGAUAUUGUGGGAAUGAAAAUAAAGAAAUGACCACUGGACAGAAACGUCUGGCGCACUUGGUUUCUCUUUCGAUCUAUCGAGUUCGAGUCAUCAUACCACUUUUACUCAUGCACUUCUCUCUCCCUCCCCCUUAUUCCUGUUCCCUUCUAAGGAACUUGUUCCUGAUGCAAUCUCACACACACACACACACACGCAGACACACACACACAGACAGACAGACAGACAGACAGACAGACAGAGGCAUAUGA
Messenger RNA from Ictalurus furcatus (blue catfish), 7139 nucleotides. It is a transcript of the gene cavin1a, whose product is annotated as caveolae associated protein 1a. Gene Ontology annotation, cellular component: caveola; cytoplasm. The transcript is spliced from 2 exons. The coding region runs from base 583 to 1863 and encodes 426 amino acids. The record is from RefSeq and is a predicted model, not a curated record. NCBI's taxonomy places the organism in Eukaryota, Metazoa, Chordata, Actinopteri, Siluriformes, Ictaluridae. Gene Ontology annotation, molecular function: rRNA primary transcript binding. Gene Ontology annotation, biological process: transcription initiation at RNA polymerase I promoter; termination of RNA polymerase I transcription.